Molecule: messenger RNA, 3317 nt
Organism: Nematostella vectensis (starlet sea anemone)
Lineage: Eukaryota; Metazoa; Cnidaria; Anthozoa; Actiniaria; Edwardsiidae
Product: soluble guanylate cyclase 88E
Exons: 10
Coding region: 297-2219 (640 amino acids)
Biological process (GO): nitric oxide-cGMP-mediated signaling; cGMP biosynthetic process; response to oxygen levels
Cellular component (GO): guanylate cyclase complex, soluble
Molecular function (GO): oxygen sensor activity; heme binding; guanylate cyclase activity
Source: RefSeq, a predicted model, not a curated record
AAGAAAGAUUAUAGAUCGGCAGAGUUAAACAUCUGAGCAGAAUAAGCUAAAUAGCCCCCACUGGAUUUGUAUGGACUAAAAAGAUCAUAAUUGUUGCUAUGUGUUGUUUAUUGAAUAGCUUCACUAUCGCUUAGCCAAGUAUUACCAUAUCAUAUCCUACACAACAAAGUGGAAUUUGGCAUGGUUAAUACAUUGAUACCUCGCGAUGAUAGGGCACCGGCUGGGGAACAAGCCUUAGCCCCUUAAGUGGUGUAUACCAGGACUUUAUUUAGCUACAUGUAAAGGUUUGACAUACGAUGUACGGUUUGCUCUUAGAAAGCAUCCGUCACUUUAUCGUUGGUAAAUACGGAGAGGAGCUUUGGUCGGAGAUCGUCAACAUUGCCGGGACGUCGUCACACGAGUUCGUCACUCAUCGCUUGUACGACGAGAACUGGAUCUUCAAGAUCGCUAACGCUGCCACCACUGUCCUCGGUGACCUGGACGAGCACAUCACCGUAGAUGACUGCAUGCGACUGUUCGGUGUUUGUUUCGUUAAGUUCUUUUCGUUUUAUGGUUACGACCCGAUUAUUCGCGUCAGUGGUCGUCACUUUCGAGACUUUCUUAUCGGCAUAGACAGUCUGCACGAGCAUAUGCGGUUCGGCUACCCAAAGAUGAAGUCGCCGACGUUUUACUGCGACGAAGAGACAUCUACUGGGAUCAAUCUUCAUUAUGAGUCCAGGCGCAAGGGGUUCAUGUUCUACGUUGUCGGUCAAGUGGAGGAAAUUGCCAGAAAGUUCUACGGCAUUUCCAAUAUCAAUGUCAAGAUAUUGAAGAAUGAAAGUUCCCAGAGCUCUCGUGAACAGUGUCACAUAGUGUACAGACUGGAGUUCAAUAAUGAAGGAUACAAGCCCCCACCUCCCGAUUUCCUAACCGUCGGCACCAAGAAGGCUGUCAGCACCGAGGUGUUCUUCUCCAUCUUCCCUUUUAGCCUGGUGAUAUCACCUGAUAUGACCCUGAGCAUGUUUGGCAAUGGGUUGCAGUCACUGCUCGGGAAGCUCGUGCUUGGUCGUGACAUCAGGGAAGUGUUCAUCUUGAGGAGGCCAAAGACCGAUUUCACAUGGCACACGCUUCUGACUCGUAAAGUUGUCUUCGAGCUUCUUUCCAAAGUUCCUUUAAUACGCCGACCACAGCCCAAACACCAAGGCUCAACCAUGAGUUUGUUCAAAACUGAUACGUCAUCGAGUAAGGCAGGAAAUCAGACCCCCAAACCAGGCAAAGUUGGCGACUCAACCUUUUCUCUUCUCAAUGGAAAUACACCACCACCAGCACUGCACUUGCGCGGCCAGAUGAAGUUCAUGCACGACUGGGACAAGUUCCUCUUCAUCUGUUCCCCCUUAAUUGCAAACCUGGACACAAUGCUGCAAUCUGGUCUUUACAUGAACGACUUGAGCAUGCACGACACAUCACAAGAGAUGGCACUGUCGGGAAUCAAACCCCUUCCUCAGCUAGAGUAUGCCAGGGAUCAGCAAUUUGAACAAGGGAUAGAGCUGGAAGAGAACAUGAGGAAAUUGGAAGAAGAGAGACAGCGGAGUGAAGACCUUUUGUACCGUAUGGUGCCCAAACCUAUCGCGGAGAGACUCAAGAGAGGAGGGAAUCCUAUCGACACCUGCGAGGAGUUCGAUGCUGCGACAGUACUGUUCAGCUACAUGGACGGGUUCACUUCCAUCUGUACACGCCUCAACGCCAUGCAAGCUGUCACCCUCAUCAAUAACCUGUUUAUCAAGUUUGACUUGCUUACUGAAAAACACAACGUCUACAAGUUUGAGACCCUAGGAGACGCGUUGUACAUGGCUGUGUCCGGCGUCCCAGUCCGCACCGAGCACCACGCCGAGCCCAUGGCAGCCAUGGCUCUGGACAUGCUCAAAGCCGUCCAACUUGUCAAAGAUCCCAUCACCAAAAAGCCGAUGACAAUCACCGUAGGUAUCCACUCUGGUCCGGUAGCUGCCGGACUUGUUGGAGAGAGGACGCUGCAGUAUUGUCUGUUUGGAGACACAGUUAACAUUGCGUCUCGGCUCAGGACAACUGCCUUGCCAAUGAGGAUACAUAUCAGUGAAAACUGCAGAGAAUGUCUUGAAGAGAGUGACUUUAUCACCGAGUUUCGCGGAGAAAUAGAACUAAAGGGGAAAGGGAAAAUGCGAACUUUCUGGUUGACUGGGAAAACGUUACAAAAAGGAAAGUAAAAAAGUCAUUCAAAUUGACUAUUUACAAUUCUUUAUUAUGUAAAGAUGUACAUUGUGGAUAAUUUACACGUAUUAAUUCCACUCAUGAAUAUUUCACAAAUGACGAAAAAUUGUCAGGGGAGUAGAUUUGAUGCAGCUAACUCAGACCCACUGUUUGCAGUUCCUCAAACCAAAACCCUAAUGCCCCCUAGAGAUAGAUGGAUUCUUUUCUCAGAACCAUCUAUUGUUUUCGAGGGAAUUUCGUUUAGUAAGCUUCCUUAAAAAAACAAUGAACACAAGCACGUAGUUUCUUCAUCUAACGAGAUAGCAGCAGAACACAAGACUAAAACAGUGUAAAUUUAAUUGAGAUGUUUCAGCUCAAUGGCUUGAAAAAUGAGAAAUUUGCAUCACUUCUUUAAAAAAUGUAAAUACAUUCAAUAGAAAUCAAGCGGGUAUCGAAUGUCACAUCUCUCCAGUGCCAUGCAUUUUGUACGUUGAAGCUGAUGUUUUGCACUUCAAACGUGACACUCGAACCAUGUCCGACACUCGUUUUGCAACAGCUACGAGGCCGUGGCUAGGAAAUUGUGUUCAGGAGGGCAAAGCUCAGAAAUUUGUUGUAUUUGCUUCGUGGACAGACGCUAUUUUUUUAACGUCUUUUGUAAAUUCCUAGUCUACUAAGUGGGUACCUGCUUCUGGCCCUGAACUAGCAAAUUGUAUUUACAAGAGUAGACUAAUACACAAUAAGGUUAUAAGGUUAUAGCUCCGAGUAAUUGUUCUUCGCAGCCACAUUGGUGUGAUAAUCUUUCUCUUUCUCUUACCAAGCACGUGUUUUAUUACUCUGCGUAAACUAGCUUACUGCCCACGUUAAGAAACACAGAUAUUUCAUCUCUAGUGUAAACAACACAUUUGAUACUGUUGCCGAGAUAAAUAAAUUACUCCUCGGACAUAGGGCGAGUGGGAUAUGAAUAAAAAACGUACUGAGAGAUGUAUCUAGAAAGAUAUGUUUUAAAAACAUUGAAUCUAAGUUGAAUUGUGGUCCAUGAAUAAAUAGGAUAUAUAUUAGAUGUACAAAUAUCUUGAGCCUUCUACUACAAAUAAUAAAAACUUAAUUGACAUGUA